Messenger RNA from Ochotona curzoniae (black-lipped pika), 939 nucleotides. RefSeq names its product olfactory receptor 4F3/4F16/4F29-like. Gene Ontology annotation, molecular function: olfactory receptor activity; G protein-coupled receptor activity. The transcript has a single exon. Gene Ontology annotation, biological process: G protein-coupled receptor signaling pathway. Gene Ontology annotation, cellular component: membrane. Bases 1 to 939 code for a protein of 312 amino acids. NCBI's taxonomy places the organism in Eukaryota, Metazoa, Chordata, Mammalia, Lagomorpha, Ochotonidae. The record is from RefSeq and is a predicted model, not a curated record.
AUGGACGGCACCAAUCGUUCUGCUGUGUCGGAGUUUGUGUUCCUGGGGCUCACUGACUCCUGGGACAUCCAACUCCUCAUCUUUGUGUUUUCCUCCAUACUUUAUGUGGCAAGCAUGACGGGAAACUCUCUCAUUGUGUUCACGGUGGUCACUGACCCUCAUUUACACUCUCCCAUGUACUUCCUGUUGGCCAAUCUCUCCUUCAUUGACUUGGGUGCUUCGUCUGUCACUUCCCCUAAAAUGCUUUCUGACCUAUUCAGAAAGCACAAAGUCAUCUCCUUUGGAGGCUGUAUUGCCCAGAUCUUCUUUAUCCACAUCAUUGGUGCUGUGGAGAUGGUGUUGCUGAUAGCCAUGGCCUUUGACAGAUACAUGGCAAUUUGUAAGCCUCUGCAUUACCUGACCAUUAUGAGCCCACAAGUGUGCAUCUUACUUUCUGUGGCUUCUUGGUUGAUUGGCCUUCUGCACUCUGUAGUUCAGUUGGCUUUUGUGAUAAACUUACCCUUCUGUGGCCCUAACGUGUUAGACAGCUUUUAUUGUGACCUUCCUCGGUUCAUCAAACUUGCCUGCACAGACACCGAUAGACUGGAGUUCAUGGUCACAGCAAACAGCGGAUUCAUCGCUGUGGGAUCUUUCUUCAUACUGACCAUUUCCUAUGUUGUUGUCAUUGUCACUGUUCAGAAACACUCUUCAACUGGUUCAUCCAAGGCUCUGUCCACACUUUCAGCUCACAUCACUGUGGUGAUCCUGUUCUUUGGUCCAUUGAUAUUCAUCUACACCUGGCCAAGCCCCUCCACACACCUGGAUAAGUUUCUGGCCAUCUUUGAUGGAGUUCUCACUCCCUUCUUGAACCCCAUAAUUUAUACAUUCAGGAAUCAAGAAAUGAAGGCAGCAAUGAAGAGAGUAUGUAGACAGCUGGUGACUUACAGGAAGAUCUCCUAA